GCUUUGGGUGAAAAAAAAUGUCCCUUUUGGAUGGGAAAACCUGCUCCAGCCCAAGAUUGCACUUCUUGUCUUCUUGCCUCCUUUGAAGAGUGGCUCCAGUUGCUUUGGCACCUGAACCUUGGUUGGUUCAUUUGUACUGAUGUGAAGACCCUGGAGUUAUCUGGCACCCAAGACCAUUCCUUUAGAGUCCAAGUGAGAUUUUGUCACCCAGCCACCUGAGCUCUUACUUGCCCACCUGUCUCCUGAGCACCCUGAUUGUAUCACCCUGUAGGCCAUGGAGAAUGAGCUGCCAACCCCACCCACAUCUAUCAGUGCCACCGUUGCCAGCAGUAACAGCGGGGUCAGUAGUAGCAGCAGCAGCAGCAGCAGCAGCAGCAGCAGCAGCAAUGGUGGUAGCCGUUCUGCUGGAACUGGGCCUCAGAUUUCUGUGUACAGUGGUAUCCCCGACCGACAGACUGUACAGGUGAUCCAGCAAGCCCUGCACCGGCAGCCUAGCACUGCAGCUCAGUACCUGCAGCAGAUGUAUGCAGCCCAACAGCAGCACCUCAUGCUGCAGACAGCAGCACUCCAGCAGCAGCACCUCAGCAGCGCCCAGCUCCAGAGCCUGGCGGCCGUGCAGCAGGCAAGUCUGGUGGCCAACAGACAAGGGGCCCCUUCAAGCAACAAUGGCUCUGCACAGUCCCCAGCCCAGUCACCGUCGAUAAACCUGGCAGCAUCCCCAGCAACAGCUCAGCUCAUCAACCGUGCCCAGAGUGUCAACACAGCUGCAGCCUCAGGCAUUGCCCAGCAGGCUGUGCUGUUGGGUAAUACCUCGUCUCCGGCACUGACAGCCAGCCAGGCGCAGAUGUAUCUGAGGGCACAGAUGACCCAGCCAGGUAACCUGGUGCAGGUAACUAGGAGCCUAGGCGGCACUGUUCCUUUGUCCCCUCAGCUCAUCUUCACGCCCACGGCCACCGUCACUACCGUGCAGCCUGAGCUCAGCACCGGCUCCCCUGCCCAGCCCCCCACCCCCAAUCAGGUACAGAACUUGACCCUCCGAACGCAGCAGACAGCAACCACAACAGCCUCCGGCCCCACCCCCACCCAGCCUGCACUGCCCAGCCUGGCCCUGAAACCCACCCCAGGCAACAGCCAGCCUCUGUCCACCCCCUCACAGGGCAGAAGCACGGCUCAGGGAUCCCCAGCAGGUGCCAAGCCUGGCAUAAGUGACAGUGUGGCUGAGCAACUCAAGAAGGGGGACAGCAGCAGUGGCAAUGUGCCAGGGAGCACUGAGGGCCGGGGGGGACUAAGCCGGAUGGUGUCCCCUGUGGCCACACACCCCCUCAUUGCACCAGCCUACACCCAGCUGCAGCCACACCAACUCCUUCCACAGUCCCCAUCCAAGCACCUGCAACCCCAGUUUGUCAUCCAGCAGCAGCAGCAGCAACAGCCACUUCUACAGCAGCAGCAGCAACAGCAGCAGUCCCAGCAGUCCCAACAGUCCCGGCCCCAAUCACAGUCCCAAUCCCAGCUUACCUCAGCUCUGCCAGGAGUGACCAUACAACCCAGCCCUGAAGUUCAUGCCAUGUCACUAGGCCCAGCAAUCCCUGCCCUCCCACUGCAGUAUCCUGCUACCAAUCAGCACAAACCUGGCAACAGCCAGCAAGGGCAGCCCUCCAGCCCGGAGGCUGGUCCCCAGAAUGGACAUUCUGAGGGCCCGCUCCACACCCCCCAGCGCAGGUUCCAGCACACGUCAGCUGUCAUUCUCCAACUACAGCCUGCUUCACCAGCGACCCAACAAUGUGGUCCAGAUGCCUGGAAGGAGGCAAUGCCCAGGGAGAAGAGUCUUCCUGAGACCCUGCCCAGCCCAGCAGCCCAGCAACCAGCAACCCUCACUCCCCCACCUGCUGGUCCACUCCAGCCCACAAGCUCUGAUGUUCAGCAGUCUCCAGCACAUGAGACAGGUAAGGGCAUUGUUUAUGCACUGAACGACCUCAGCAGCCCCGGCAUGACCUCAGGGAACGGAAACUCUGCCUCCAGCAUCACUGGCACUGCCCCCCAGAAUGGUGAGAAUAAACCACCACAGGCCAUUGUGAAACCCCAAAUCCUGACGCAUGUUAUCGAAGGGUUUGUGAUCCAGGAGGGGGCGGAGCCUUUCCCGGUGGGACGUUCGUCCCUGCUGGUGGGGAACCUUAAGAAGAAGUAUGCACAAGGGCUUUUGCCUGAGAAACUCCCACAGCAAGAGAACACCACCACCACUGAUUCAGAAAUGGAGGAGCCCUAUCUGCAAGAAUCCAAAGAGGAGGGGACUCCCCUCAAACUUAAGUGUGAGCUUUGUGGCCGAGUGGACUUUGCCUACAAGUUCAAACGUUCCAAACGCUUUUGCUCUAUGGCGUGUGCCAAGAGGUACAACGUGGGCUGUACCAAGCGUGUGGGACUCUUCCACUCUGACCGCAGCAAGCUGCAGAAACCAGGGGCUGCCCCCCAUAACCGCCGACGGGCCAGCAAGGCAAGCCUGCCAGCACUGCCCAAGGAUGCCAAGAAGCAGCCUGCAGGGGCCGUGCCUCUCUCAGUCACAGCUGCGCUGCAGCUGACCCACAGCCAAGAAGACUCGAGUCGCUGCUCGGAUAACUCAAGCUACGAGGAGCCCCUGUCGCCCAUCUCGGCCAGCUCCUCCACCUCACGACGGCGCCAGGGCCAGCGGGACCUGGAGCUCCCCGACAUGCACAUGAGGGACCUGGUGGGUGUUGGCCACCACUUCCUGCCCAGUGAGCCCACCAAAUGGAAUGUGGAAGAUGUCUAUGAGUUCAUCCGUUCUUUGCCAGGCUGCCAGGAGAUUGCAGAAGAGUUUCGUGCCCAGGAGAUUGAUGGGCAGGCCCUGUUACUGCUCAAGGAAGACCAUUUGAUGAGUGCCAUGAACAUCAAGCUUGGGCCCGCCCUGAAGAUCUAUGCACGCAUCAGCAUGCUCAAGGACUCCUAGGACCUGGCCAUGGAAAAGACCCCUUCUCUUCUCCCUGGGAGCUCCUUGCACCCUAACUGAGCAGAGCACAAGAAAAUGUUCCCAUGGGGCAUAGAGAAGGGACCAUGAGCUCCUCCUGGGCAUGGCUGAGGAGGAGGGGCUCUGCCAGCCUCCUCCCUCACCCUCAGGGCCCUUGCAUUUCUGCAGGAGAGGACGGAGGUAGGCAGGUGGCUGCAGAAGUUGGGGCAUUGUGCUUGUAAAUAUUGGUAGCAUCAGCUUCUUCUGAAGUCCCAUGGCUCUAGCCCUGCUGUCUUCCCUGCCCACCCUAGCCCCCAUCCUCACCCCUCAGAGGCACAGGUGGCCAGAGCUCCCCAACCCAAGUGGGAUAACUGUCAAGGAUGACCACCAGGCCUGGACAGAGGCCAGGGCAACCCUUGCCUGCUUCAUGCCCUAUCCUUCCUUAAGCUGGUUAACUCUUUCUUCAUCAGCUUCUCCCCCUUCAGCCUGAUUCUGAAAUAGCCAAGAAUUCCCCCAGAUACAGGCACUGCUAUGUCCAGGUGGAGAGAGAGAAGCUGGGCCUGAUUUGGCCAUGCCUGUUGGCCCAUACGCCUUAACGCUGUGUGUGUGACUGUGUGUGAGAGCCCGGACUGGCAGAUGGGCUGAGUUCCUUCCUUCUGGCUUUAUCCAGGUGUCCUCUUAGUGCUUUGUCCUGGACUCCACUCACUCUCAGGUGGAGAAUGAGGGAGCUGCAGCCUCAGCACAGAGGCCGGGAGGGUCUGUAAGGGAGAGGAUUGGGGAUUCUUCUUUCUGGACUCAUGAGGCCAUCGUGACAUGCUACAAAUUGCUCCCGAAUGCCCUGCUUUCCCACAAGCAGCAUUAAGGAAAGGCCCCCUGCCAAAUGCCAGCGUGAAGGGCACGGCCUCUUCCAUUUACACCGCCCCCAGCGGCCAAGGCCUUGGGGACCCAGGGACUGUUGAAAGGGAUUGCACAGCUCUUGUGUCACGGUCGGUCUGAAAAAGGCCAUCUCCUCACUUCCUCUGCCUACACCCCUUUGCCUCUAAAACUUCCCAGCAUCCAUUUGGGCCUCUCAAGAAGGUAGGGUGGGAAGGGAAAAGAACUCCCCCCACCUCUGACUCACCCAGCCUCAUGCAGACUGGGAAGGGGUUGGGGGAGAAUGGAGCUUUUCCCUGAACAAAGUGGGUACCUCCUUCAGUUGAGCUAUUCCUCACCCUCUAGGCAGGGUAGAAAUGGGAAAUGAAGGACUUUUUAGAGACCUUUUUUUUUAAUUAAAUAAAUCUCUAAAACCUG
Vombatus ursinus (common wombat) is the source of this 4246-nucleotide messenger RNA. It is a transcript of the gene PHC2, whose product is annotated as polyhomeotic homolog 2. NCBI's taxonomy places the organism in Eukaryota, Metazoa, Chordata, Mammalia, Diprotodontia, Vombatidae. Gene Ontology annotation, cellular component: nucleus; PRC1 complex. Bases 275 to 2959 code for a protein of 894 amino acids. Gene Ontology annotation, molecular function: zinc ion binding; protein binding. The transcript has 15 exons. The record is from RefSeq and is a predicted model, not a curated record.